This is a messenger RNA of Cylicocyclus nassatus, 1966 nucleotides long. Lineage: Eukaryota; Metazoa; Nematoda; Chromadorea; Rhabditida; Strongylidae. The record is from the annotation of a GenBank genome assembly.
AGUAUUUGGACUUCGACAUUUGACUCUGUGCAUCUGUAUCCCACUAAAAAAGGAAGAAAAUCUCCAGUAGACCAAGCAUUUCUCCUCUACUUUGCGGCGAUAGAUUAUCGACUUCCAAAAUUGCUUCCGAAGCGCAGCGGUUGCUGCCUUUCGCCCUCGGUCCACUUGCUCAGGGCACAGUUUUCAUGAUCAACCGCAACAAGCGCAUAGCAAUACAACGCAAUGGCCGCACAUCAACUCGAAGAUAUCGGCGCUUUUGAAGAGGUGGACGUUGGACAUUAUCUGGUCAACGUUAAGAAUGAACCUGAUCCUACACCACCUCGUCGCCAUCCGACUGCAGGCAUCAGAAGUCGCUGCCCAUAUGGCUGCGGAAAGAUGAUCGCCCUACGCACGAUUGAUUAUCACAGAACCAAUGGAUGUCGUCCAGGUCAGUCGAAAGAUGAAACAUUUGGUGAUACUAGCAAGAAGCGUUACUACUGCUGUGGAGUGUGCUUCAUGGAAUUCGUCACAAGGACCGCAUUUCACGAGCAUUUAAGUAUUGAACAUGACGUCCAUCCAGAAAUCAAUGAACUAGUGUUUGACAACAUCGACGAUUUCAAGCGCUUUGUUCGUUGGCUCGAACUCAAAGGUGGUGCGCAUUUUCGUCACAAAUCCGGUUCGAAAAGACGCCAACGUGGGAGAGGGAUUUUUAUGGCCUGCAACAGGAGUGGUUUUGUAAAUUCAAAUAGUGCUACGGGAAGUGAACGCGACCGCGUUGGGCCCUAUCGCAUGGGGCAUACAUGCACUGCUUACAUACAUGGAACACAGCAUGCAGAUGGUCGCGUAUCAAUCGAGAUGUGCGGUGACCACUAUGGUCACGAUGUUCGGAUGAGACUACCGCCCAUCAUAAAAUCAAUUAUAGCUCAAAAACAGAUGGAAGGAGAAAGCAGCGCGGAUAUCAUAGCUUAUUUAAGGCAACACUUCCUUCCAUAUGCUGCUGACAAUAUUUACGCUCAACGAGCUUGCCUUGUUGAUCAUGAGGAGCUACGUACAAUCAGUGUAACGGCCACUAAGAAAUGGGAAGCUGAAGGUAUACCGACUACGUGUGAAAUUUGGGAAGAAGAGCUGCUUGACCUCGUUGGUAUCGUUAGGGAAGGUGUUCCACGUGUGAGGGAGUUGCAUGAGAAGACCACUGAAGAGAUUGCUAUCGAAGAGAACUGGCCAAAACCUCAAGUAUUUACUGCUAAAGUUCGACUCAAAACCGGCGAGUUUGUGCCUGUUGACUCCUUGUCGGAUGCGGAACGAAUGGGGCGAGAAGUGCAGUAUCAGGAGGAACCCAAGUUGUCGCCAGAAAGCUUUUUGGACGACAGUGAACCUCCAGCAAAGAAAGCGAUGCCUACAGAUGCUGUAAGGCAGAUUGUGGAAAGUCCAGAAGAGUACAUUGAUGUCGAUGGAGUUGUUGAAGUACCUACGACCUCAUCGGGCACUCGAGAAAAUGUCCAAAGAAGAAAUUAUGUGCCGAAAGGAACGACAAUGUCUAAAGAGGAAGUUUUACAAAAGCUGCUCUAUGAAAUCGAUCUGCUCCGAGAUCACGUCAUUAAUUCUGCGUCUUCGGUAUCUGCGAUCAGCCUGCACUAUCUGCUAUUGCGGGUGAAGGCGUUGCGACCGGUGGUUGAGCAGCCUACAUCGUCGCAAUACCGGCAAAGUACAGCGAAGUAUCGGGAGGGACGGCUUGGUAAUGGCUUGUCAGGCGUUUGUCACACUAACGGUGAUCAAGGCACAACUGGCAUUUACGAUGUAAUGAGCGACGACGAAGAUAUUGUGUUGUCCAGUGGAGCCCCGCUGCACUUCAAUGAUUUCAUAUGGAGGUGAUACAACUAUGUUUUCUGGUGUGUAUGUAAACCAGUAUGCCUUAUCAUUGUGAUGUUCGCCAUCUUUUCUUAUGAUCUCAUUCUUUUCUUGAAGCUAUCACUUACUAAUAAAUUUU